Messenger RNA from Clonostachys rhizophaga, 1776 nucleotides. Lineage: Eukaryota; Fungi; Ascomycota; Sordariomycetes; Hypocreales; Bionectriaceae. The record is from the annotation of a GenBank genome assembly.
AUGGCUGAGCCACCAUCCUCCCCACCAAGCGAGGCAGCCAGCGCCGAGGACGCCCUCUCCUGGUACAAGUCGCAAUAUAUUCAGCUUGAAGCAGAUCUCGCCGACUUUCGGGAAUCUAGUCGCGAACUUGAACAGGAGCUUGAGAAGGACAUUGAGCGUGCAGAGAAGCAGGAGCGGGUGCUGCAGGAGAAGGCAGAGACGCUGGCUUUCGAAGUAGAGGAGUGGAAGCGCAAGUACAAGGAAUCCAAGCUGGAGGCGGGAUCAGCCCAGGCUGCGUUGGAGAAGGAAAUCACCACUCUACGGGAUUCCAACCGAACCUUCCAGCUGAAGAUUAGGGACAUUGAAGUCGCCAACGAUGAUUUCGAGCGACAGGCCCGCAACACCACCUCUUCUCUAGAGGACAUGGAGUCCAAGUACAACCAGGCUAUCGAGCGCGGCGUCAUGAUGGAGGAAGAGAUCAAGCAGGGAGAGCAGGAGCGUGAGAAUCUUCGAAUCGAGUCGCAGCGCCUCCGGGAGGAACUCUCAGAUCUCAAGAUCGAGGCUGAGCUGCUCCAAGACAAGAUCAAGAAGCAAGAAUCCCGUCACCUCUCCACCAUCUCCACCGAUCUAUCAGUUCUUAGCUCUCCAACCUUUGACAAGAAUGGCGGCGGCUCUCCACACUCAACUGCAAGCUCUCCUCUGGUUACAACGCCACCGGACAGCAAGCCAAAUUCCACGGCCGAUGCCGACGGCGAAGAUCACGAGCCUCCAUCACCACCUAUGUCCGAUGUGUCGCUGUCACUACCAAGGCGCACAGAUGCAUCAUCUCACCGACCCACUGCCUCGAUGUCAAGCGCGGCUCGCAAAACUCGCCUGCCUUCUACUUCUGACACUACGCCCAAGCCCAGACCAUCCAUGACGAACAUGCGACCGCCCGGUGGCCGACUCUCUGGUGGCGGCGGUGUUCCCCUGCGAACACCAGCCAACAGGUCUACUAAGCCACGGACCGGACACAAGCUCCCUGCCUCGAAUUCUCUUACUCAUAUUCGCGUUCUCACUGCCCAGAUGCAACGCCUCGAAGCUAGGGUGCAUUCAGUGCGGUCUAGGUUGCCAGCACCAACCUACACCCCUCCCCGCGCUUCUCCCCGUGGUUCGGCCGCUAAUGUCCCAUCGACCGUUACCAUGAGGAGUCGAAAGCGCACUACUGGAUCAACAGCCUCAUCUGUGGCUGGAGACGAUACCACUCCUACCAAUCUCCGCUCUUCCACCUCGUCCAAGCCCAGCCACGUACCCCGACUUAGCACGUCGGGGGUCAGCCGCCUCUCAUAUGGUCCUCUUCCCAACCGAGCACCGGACCACGAUGCCAGUCGCCCAAGCUCACGAGCUAGUGUCUCGUCGAUCGCAAGACCCGUCUCUCGCACUGAGAUGAAUGCGCCGCCCCGCCCCAUGUCCAGGACGUCGAUAUCCGGAGCUCGUACACCUCUUGGGCGGCCCCGAUCCUCUCUCGGUGGAUCUUACCAUGGACAUUCAGCAAGUGUUGGUUAUGCAGACCUCGAGGAGGAAGAGGAGGAUGGCGAACUCCAAACCCCCAGCCGCCAAGGCGUCUAUUCAAAAUUUGACCCAAAUAGCAGUACCAGCAGCAUCCCAGGCCCCAGCACUAGUGGAAUUCCCAUGCCCAGCGGCCGGCGCCAAAGCGGUACUGGCAGAAGAGCAAGCAACAGCGCAUUGAGGGAUUCAAUCUCUCGGCCACGGUCGACGGUUGGGCAUAAGCUGCAGGACCUCGGGGAGACCUACUAA